ACCGGGCUGUGACGUCACAAUGACGCGUCGCUCCGGCCCAACCCACCCAGCGCGGCUGCCUGUCUGUCCGCCCGCAGUCCUUCACAGAGACGACCGUGAGCCCACCGGCCCGCUUCAUCAACGCAUCCACAACGGAGCCACGGCCGGUCCGCUGCGGCAAGAUGUACCACUCUGACCACGGCGUGGACUUCCAUGACCUCUUCCAUGACCUCUCCUCCCUCGCUGCCCAGCUGGGCCCGGCACACAGAGAGUGAACUCCGCUCCCGGCCAUCAGCGCACCCGCCGUCCCCUUCACAGGGCCUCCGCCCCCCCCCCUCCCGGACCAUGGACAGCCCCCCCAAGCUGUCGGGCGAGACCCUGAUCGUGCACCACAUCCCCCUGGUGCACUGCCAGGUGUCCGGCGGGCGGCAGGGCGGCUGCGGGCUCUCGCUGAAGAGGGGCAGCCCGUUCAUCCCGCCGGAGAACCUGGGCCUGAGUCGCACCACCUCCCUCCCCGAGAGGGACGUCCUCCAGAGGGAGGCGCUGGUCUACAGCAGCCUGAUCCAGACCUCCGGCGGGGGCGGCGGCGGCGGGAGGGGGGGCAGCACGGCCAGCGACGACUCGUCCUUCACCUCCAGCAACUCUGAGGAGCAGCUGAUCGCCGCUCACACGCUGCCCAGAGCCAAGCCGCGGCGCAGGAACCCUCGGCGCCACAACCCCUUCCUGCUCAACACCGAGGACGACGAAGAGGAGGAGGAGGAGGAGGAGGAGGACGGCGACAACCUCAGUGGGUACCUCGAAGACUCCUCCUUCCACCUGCACAGCGACAGAAACCCGGGGGGCGACGGGGCGGCGGCUCCCUUCCUCCUGCACGACCUCGGCUUCGCCCCCGAGCCCUUCCUGCUGCACAGGGCGGUGGGGGGGUCCCUGGGGGCGGCGCCCCGCGGCCUCUCCGCCCACCUGGAGGAGCUGGACCUCCUGGCGCUGGACGGCCAGCUGCGCCUGGGCAGCAGCGGCUCCAACAUGUCCAUGGACUGCGGGGAGCAGGACUGGGCCGACGAGGAGGACGGGGACCCCCCCGCGAUGUCCCCGAUCCACCCCGAGUGCCAGCAGGGCUACGGCAGCGACUCCUCCUGCAACAGCUCGGACGGCGUGCUGGUCAGCUUCAGCGCCAUCUACAACAAGAUGAACAACAGCGUCCCGGAGAAGAAGCCGCCGCCGGCCCCCGGCCGCGCCAACCUCAACGGCCCCACCGCCCGCCGCCGCUGCAGCUCGCCGGGGAACCGGGGAGGCUCCACCGAAGGGGCCUUCUAUCUGGACCUCCACACCUCGCCGACCGAGCCCCCCCCCGCGCAGCAACAGCCCUUCGGCCUCCUCCCCGAGCCCCGCCGGUCCACCUCCUCCAGCUGCUCGUGCGCCGCGGAGCACCGGGGGGUCCUCGACCUGGACGCCAACUGCAACGCGUGCCCCCCCCCGGCGGCCGGGGACCUGGCUUCCUGCCUGCAGAGCCAGGCCCGCCUGGUGGUGGCCACGCAGAACUACUACAAGCUGGUGACCUGCGACCUGUCGUCCCAGUCGUCCCCGAGCCCCGCGGGCUCCUCGCUCAACAGCUGCUCCCCCGAGCACAGCAAGGGCAGCCCCACCCCCACCCCCACCCCCAGCCAGCCCAGCGAGUACUUCCUGUUCAGGCAGAGGGCCGUGGAGGACGGUCUGGGAGAAGAGGACGAAGACGGCGAGUCGCGUCGGAGAGAAGAUGACGGUGGCGAUGAGGAGGACGAAGAGGAGGAGGAGGAGGAGAGGAGGAAUCAGCAGGCGGCCGCGCUCCGAGGCCAGGUCCACGUCAACGUCUCCCCUCCGGCGGUCGGCGGCGGCCCGAUCGGAGCCCCCCCGGGAAGCCGCCCGCGCUCCCGCAGCUACGACCGCAACCUGGACAAGUCUCCGCCCCCCCGGCUCGGCCCUCUGGAGCGCAUGUUGAGCUGCCCCGUGCGGCUCAGCGAGGGCGCCGCCCCGCCCCCGACCCCGCCCCCGGCGCCGCGGGUCACCUCCUUCGCCGAGAUCGCGAGGAGCAAGCGGAGGAACGGAGGCUCGGGGGGCUCGCCGCCGCUGAGGGACCUUUUCUCCUCCACUUACUCCACCCACUCCCACUCCUCCCUGGACUUCUCUCCCAUCCCGGAGCAGCGCUCGGAGGGCGAGUGCCACAGCCUGUCGCCUGUGCCCUUCACCAGAUGUUACAGCCAGGGCAGCGCCGAGCGACACCUGGAGGCGGCGAGGGAGAGCCGGGCCAGGGCUGAAGGAGGCCUGUCCACUUCGUCAGAGAGCCGCCCCCCGGUGGUCCGCUACACCAAGGACCAGCGGCCCACCUCCCUGCCCAUCCAGCCCUUCACCUUCCACCACCAGUUCGCCUCCAAGCCCCCGCAGCCCAAGCCCCCGCUGCCCCUGCUCUCGGGCUACGUCUCCGGGAUGCAGGGCCGCUGCGGGGAGCCGGUGGGGGGGGGGGAGGGCGGGGAUGCAGCAGCCCUGCACGGGUACCGGGGGGCCGCGGCGGCCCCUCCGCCCGGAUCGGUUCGCCCCUCGCCCCUCGGGAGCUACUCCCCGGUGCGGCUCCAGGGGGGGCCCAGCUCCGGGACCUGCUCCACCUGCACCCCGAGCCCCCAGCCGGCACACAGCCUCUCCUGCCCGCUGUCGGAGGGCCUGGGCCCCCUGCGCGCCGCGCCGCCGCCGAAGCAGGGGGGGGCCCCGGGCACUCCGCCCCCGUCCCUGGGGGCGAAGAGAGGGGCGGUGCCCCCGAUGCUGCCCCCGGUGCAGGGCUUCCACCGCGGAGCUCCGCCCGGCUUACCGCCUCUGCACGGCGACGCCCUCAGCCCGCUGGGCUGUGUGGAGGGGGGGGACCACCAGGCCCCCGCAGCCAGGACGCAUCAUGCGCACCACCUCUCCCCCCAGGCUCUCAAAUGGAGGGAGUACCGCCGCCGAAACCCUCUGGGGCUGGAGCGGUCCUCGGGGGGGGGCCACGCCUCUGCUGGAUCGGGCUCCCUCUCCGGUAACCCGGAGCCCAGGAGGGGAGGGGGUCCGCGACCCGCCAGACGGAACGUGUUCGACUUCCCUUCAGAGCCCUCCGCCCCCCCGCCGGGACGCCUCAACGCGGGGGCCCAGUCGGCGAAGCUGCAGCAGAUCUACAGCGACUUCCUGCCGGACUACUUCUCCCUGACCGAGAGGCCUCCGGAGGAGUUCUGCCUCUCCCCCGACGCGUCGACCUGCUCCCCCCCCGCAGGCUCCUCCCCCCACGUCCCUGUGGACCUGCCGCAGAAGAGAGGUCUGGUGAAGGCCGUGAACACGGCGGUGGAUCUGAUCGUGGCUCACUUCAGCACCAGCCGGGACGCAGAUGUGAAGGCCAAGCUGGGGAACAGCUGGGUGAGCCCCAACGUGGGACACCUCAUCCUGAAGUACCUGUGCCCGGCCCUGCACGAGGUGCUGCAGGACGGCCUGAAGGCCUACGUGCUGGACCUGAUCAUCGGGCAGCGCCGCUGUCAGCCCUGGAGCCUGGUGGAGGCCUCCACGCAGCUGGGUCCGUCCACUCGUGUCCUCCACAGCCUCUUCUCAAAGGUGAGCCAGUUCUCGGAGCUCACGAGCCACAGCAUGAGACUCAACGCCUUCGUCUUCGGCCUGCUCAACCUAAAAUGUCUGGAGUUCUGGUUCAAUCACCUGCACACGCAUGAAGACAUCGUGGCGGCACACUACCAGCCGUGGGGUCUCCUCCCCCUCUCGCAGGGGGCGUGCCGGCCGCUCUUCGAGGAGCUGCUCCUCCUGCUGCAGCCGCUGUCGCUCCUCCCCUUUGACCUGGACCUGCUGUUCGAGCCGCACCUCCUCCAGAGGGGCCAGGAGCACCUGCGCCGCAAGGAGCAGCUGUGCUCCGCCGGCCAGAGCGCCGACCACUCGGCGCGCUCCACCUUCCAGCUCAUGAGGGGCUGGAGCGCCACCGUGAGCGAGAUGGUCCGAGACUCGGGCGCCGAGGCCAGGAGAGAGCGGCCGGGGCUGAGGCGCGAGGGGACGUGGCCGAGGACGGAGGAGGGGGCGAAGCCGAGGCUGAGGAGCGGGGGGGGGGCGGGGGCCGGGAGCGCGGCGCCGGAGGUCGGCUUUGCCAACCUGUGGAAGGAGAGGGGCGUGAGCGGCAAGAGGAUGACAGGCGUGGGGCAGGAGAGCGUCGAGGGCGGGAGGAAGGAGAAGGACGCGGCGGAGGAGGGGGGGGGGCGUCAGCGGCAGGAGCGGCAGGCGGGCUGGUGGUACCAGCUCAUGCAGUCCUCCCAGGUCUACAUCGACCAAUCGGCCGAGGGAUCCAAGUUCGUGAAGACGGAGAAAAGGAGGAGGUCGUCGGAGAGGCGGCCGAACCAGCCGCCGCCCACCAGAGAGGGCGUGGUGGAGGGGGCGGAGUCAAGCCAAGAAGGGGAGGGGCACGGCAGCAGGAAAAGAAGCAGCAGCAGCUCCGGGGGGGAGCCAGCGGGAGGCAGGGGGAGGCCGUCAUGGAUGGGAAGCCCGCCGGACUCUGUCCUCAACCAGGAGAUAGAGGCUAAGCCCCCCGAGGCUGCAGCCCGCGAGGAGAGCCCCUCACAGGGACCGGGUCGGCGCUGGGGGAGGCUCUUUGGUUCUCCUUCGAAGGCGGAGCCAGCUGAACAGAAGGCCAAAGCUCAGAAGACCAGACCGCCGUCCGGGUGGCUCUCUCUGGACAGGACCGUCCUCCACCUGGUGGCUCAGACCAUCGGAGCAGGAAGCCUGACGAAGGCGGGGCUUCCGGCAGCGCCUGCCCACCCACAGACCACGCCUCCACCCACGACCACCCGACCGGCUGAAGCCGGACAGCAGUCUCCAUGCGAAGUGCGAGCCCUGUGUCACCACAUCGCCACCGAGCCCGGCCAGCUGAGCUUCAACAAGGGCGACGCCCUGCGGGUCCUGGGGAGGGCCGACGCCGACUGGCUGCUGUGCUCGCUGGGCUCCGUCCGGGGCCUGGUCCCCAUCAUCUACGUCACCCUGGGAAGCAUGGAGGACAGCCGGGACGCCGCUGGACUCGGACAGCGCUGAAGCGGGGGGAGGACGCGCCGGGGGGCGAAGGCAAACCGAUGAAGCAAGAAAACCAAAAGUGAAGGACUUUUGAGCUGGUGGCUGGUUCCUGGAGGGAAAACGCUGUCAUUUCUUUAAAGAUGAUGUACGGACACACGCAGGCAGGAAGUCUGCAUGCAUGCAACCCACACAAAGACACCCCCCACCCCACCCCGGCACGCUAGCUUCUCCCUGCGACCGCCAUCAGCCUCCCCCCUCGCCACCCUGAGGACGCCAUCGCAUGCGGCGACGUAGCAUCGGCGCCCGGCGGUGGCGUAGCAUCACCACCAGGUGGCGCUCUCUGCUUCUCUUCCUGUUGCUUUCUUGGUGCAGAUUGAACUGCUAAAUUCACGUAGAUAAAGCAGUGCCACAUUUGCUGUUAUUGAUGAGAUGUAAAAGCAAAAGAAAAAUGUAUCAACGUCUCCCAAAUGUAGUGUGUUGUUAUUAUUAUUAUUAUUAUUAUUGAUUGCUAAUAUUGUUAUGAGUGGGAGAGUAGAAGAAUCCCCUCAGAAGCUCGUUGGAAGGUUGUUUCAAGUUCACCUUCUAUCUCUAAAGUCUGUUUGUAUGAAGACAAAAGGGACAAAUCACAGACCGCCUAAAGUUACUGGAAGUUACUUUUAACUGGUUCUGAGCCAGUCCCAGUUUGGUCCUGGUCCUCUACAUGAACCCGUCUCCGUCUUCUAUGACCUCCAUCAGUAAAUGCACCGUGAACCAGAACCAGGACUGAGAGGGCCGACUGUCCGUAGAAUGAGGUUUUCUAAAGGGACCCUGGUGGUAGGAGACACUUCCACUUUAGUCCACAGGGGGCGCCAGAAUCACCAUCAAAAUAAAAGAUCCUCAUAGUAACUUGGAGGGAACACACAAACCUUUUUGCCGCAGUCUGAGAUGUGCACGUGCAUCCGACCCGAUGUGCACGUGCAUCCGACCCGAUGUGCACGUGCAUCCGACCCGAUCCUUCGCGCGUGGCCACCGCUAUUCAUUCAUUGAGGGGAACCGGGAAGGAUGUCCAAUGAAAGCAGAGCGUAGCACAGGGUGGAGGCUUUUUUGAGUUUCCAGGGCUCUCGUCUGGAUUACUGCUAAUUAUUGAUAUGCAUUUAGAGGGGGGGGGAUAAUCGUAUCCAUGCCUUAGGGUUCCUAAAGAAGAGAAAAAAGGGAGAAUAGCCGCGUUGGACACUUUAGGGCGAGUGACCUAAUAUUUGUCCGGGCAUUAUAUUUUGUAUGAAGUGUUGAUUGUGACACCCUCCCUAGAUUCAUGGCGACAGAGAGUCGCUGACUCUGAGGACAAAGAGGUGAUGUUUUAAAAGGGAAACCCCAACACGAGGAGUGUCCGUGUGAACCUCCUGCCUAACCAGGUGUAAAACAGGGCCUUAGCUUCCAAAGGACAGACAUGAAACGUGGAUGUUUGAGAGAUGGCCCGAUCCAAAUACUUCACGUUAUGAAACGUUCAAAUCCGGUGUGCAUUCAUUAACUGAAUGAAUGCUUGUGUAGUUUUUGAAAAACGUCCACACAUGAAUAUGAUUUUACUGCUUAAAGUUUCCUUUUUGUAGCAUUUCUGUACAGCUUUUUUCCACGUGUCAUUUCAGCAAUGUCCUUGAACUGUAAAUAUAUUUAAAUCCUGCAGAGCUCCAUGUAUGAAUGUUAAUACAGAUUAACGAGGAGGAGGAGGAGGAGGAGGGGGAGGGGGGCGGUUGCGGUCAUCCGGUCUUUGAUGUGCAGAGAGAGAGAGAAGCAGGUGUGGUCUCUCUCUCUCUGCCCCCCCCCCCGGCUGUAAAUGCCUUCAGUAUCCACAGCUGUUCUCUGUGUGUGUCUACGGCUAUAUGACGUGUACGUAUGACAAUAUCAAACUACUAUGGAUGUUAAAUAACAAAGUGCUCAUGUGAUCACAAA
Molecule: messenger RNA, 6954 nt
Organism: Pungitius pungitius (ninespine stickleback)
Lineage: Eukaryota; Metazoa; Chordata; Actinopteri; Perciformes; Gasterosteidae
Gene: rusc2
Product: RUN and SH3 domain containing 2
Cellular component (GO): cytoplasmic vesicle
Molecular function (GO): protein binding
Source: RefSeq, a predicted model, not a curated record